GGCGGUGUUCGGCGGCGGCCGCGGCGGUUAUGCCGGACGGGGGCAGCGCAGUUAUUGUCUGAGAGCUGGGCCUCGGCGGCGCGGGGGGCGGGGAAGCGACGGCUCGGCGUGGGGGUUGGGCUGGAGACGGACCUUUAAUCCCGCUUUUACCGUGUUCCUCGGGGCCGCCGCGGGCGCGGGAGCGGCCGCGCCACCGCCGAGGGACCAAUCGCCUCCGCCCGCCGCCUCGGUGUGAGCGAGACCCGCAGGCCGGGCCUGCCUGAGCCGCCGCCGCCGCCCAGCCUCGAGUUUGAGAGCGGCCGGCGGACGAGCUCCUUGUGCGGGCUCGGCGCGCCGGGGCGGCCCGGCCCCGCGCACGCGGAGCGGGGGGUGAUUCGCGACUUUGUAAUACUCGGCUGCGCUCCUCAGCAUGACAUAGACGCCGGGCCGGGACCGAGGGGAGUGGGAGCCUGGUGCCAAGGCGGUGGGUGUGCGUGCAAGGGGGAUCUUGAGCCAGCUGUGUGUGUGUGUGCGCGCGCGCGCGCAAGGGGGGGGGGAAAGCCCGAGCCGUGUGUGUGUGUGUGUGUGUGUAGGGGCUGGAAGAGACUGAGCCAGCUGUGUGUGUGUGUAUUGUUUGAGGUCAGGGGUGAAGCCCAGUUUCGGCCCCGGUCCUUUUAGCUCUUCCUUAUUUAUAUUGAGGCAACGGGGAGAAAAUGGCUAAAUCCGGAGGCGGUGGCGGUGGCAGCGGGGGACUAACCUGGGUGACUCUAUUUGAUAAUCAGAACAAUGCUUCAAAAAAAGAAGAGUCAGAAAACAUUAGUAAAAAUGAUAGUUCAAAGAAGAUGUCAGUUGAGAGAGUUUAUCAGAAAAAGACUCAACUUGAGCAUAUCCUCCUCCGUCCUGAUACGUACAUUGGAUCAGUGGAACCUUUAACUCAGUUAAUGUGGGUUUAUGAUGAAGAGGUCGGAAUGAAUUGCAGAGAAGUUACCUUUGUCCCAGGCUUGUACAAGAUCUUUGAUGAAAUUCUUGUAAAUGCCGCUGACAAUAAGCAGAGGGACAAGAAUAUGACCUGUAUUAAAAUUUCCAUUGAUCCUGAAUCAAACAUUAUUAGUAUCUGGAAUAAUGGGAAAGGAAUUCCAGUUGUGGAACACAAAGUAGAAAAAGUGUAUGUUCCUGCUUUAAUUUUUGGACAGCUGUUAACAUCUAGCAACUAUGAUGAUGAUGAGAAAAAAGUUACAGGUGGUCGUAAUGGUUAUGGUGCAAAACUUUGUAAUAUAUUCAGUACAAAAUUUACAGUUGAAACUGCUUGCAAAGAAUACAAACACAGUUUCAAACAGACUUGGCUGAACAAUAUGAUGAAGACUUCUGAUCCCAAGAUUAAGCAUUUUGAAGGCGAUGACUUCACAUGCAUCACAUUCCAACCAGAUCUUUCUAAAUUUAAGAUGGAAAAGCUUGACAAGGAUAUUAUGGCCCUCAUGACAAGAAGAGCUUAUGAUUUGGCUGGGUCAUGCAAAGGGGUCAAAGUUAUGUUUAAUGGGAAGAAACUACCUGUAAAUGGAUUCCGGAGUUACGUAGAUCUUUACGUAAAGGACAAGUUGGAUGAAACUGGAGUUGCGCUCAAAGUUAUUCAUGAACUUGUGAAUGAACGAUGGGAUGUGUGUCUCACUUUAAGUGAAAAAGGGUUUCAGCAAAUCAGCUUUGUAAACAGCAUCGCUACCACAAAGGGUGGUAGGCAUGUUGAUUAUGUAGUGGAUCAGAUUGUUGGUAAAUUGAUAGAGGUGGUGAAGAAGAAAAACAAAGCUGGAGUUUCAGUGAAACCAUUUCAGGUGAAGAAUCAUAUAUGGGUUUUUGUGAAUUGCCUGAUUGAAAAUCCAACUUUUGAUUCUCAGACAAAGGAAAACAUGACCCUUCAGCCUAAAAGUUUUGGGUCCAAGUGCCAGUUAUCAGAGAAAUUUUUCAAAGCAGCCUCUAAUUGUGGUAUCGUAGAGAGUAUUCUGAACUGGGUCAAAUUCAAGGCACAGACUCAGCUGAACAAAAAAUGUUCAUCAGUGAAGCACAGUAAAAUCAAGGGCAUUCCAAAACUAGAUGAUGCUAAUGAUGCUGGUGGCAAACAUUCUUUGGACUGCACGUUGAUUUUAACAGAAGGAGACUCUGCUAAAUCUUUAGCUGUAUCUGGCUUAGGGGUCAUUGGACGAGACAGAUAUGGGGUAUUCCCACUCAGGGGUAAAAUCCUCAAUGUUCGGGAAGCUUCUCACAAGCAGAUUAUGGAAAAUGCAGAAAUCAACAACAUUAUCAAAAUAGUUGGUCUGCAGUACAAGAAAAGCUAUGAAGAUCCAGAAUCUCUAAAAUCCCUGAGAUAUGGAAAGAUUAUGAUCAUGACUGAUCAGGAUCAGGAUGGAUCUCACAUAAAAGGCCUGUUAAUCAAUUUUAUUCAUCACAAUUGGCCAUCUCUUUUGAAACAUGGUUUCCUUGAGGAAUUCAUUACUCCCAUUGUAAAGGCAAGCAAAAGUAAGCAGGAACUUGCCUUCUACAGUAUCCCUGAAUUUGAUGAGUGGAAGAAACAUAUGGAGAAUCAUAAAGCAUGGAAGAUAAAAUACUACAAAGGUUUGGGUACCAGCACUGCUAAAGAAGCAAAGGAAUACUUUGCUGACAUGGAGAGGCAUCGAAUCUUAUUCAGAUAUGCUGGUCCUGAAGAUGAUGCUGCCAUUACACUAGCCUUCAGUAAAAAGAAAAUUGAUGACCGAAAAGAGUGGUUAACAAACUUCAUGGAAGACAGACGACAGCGUCGGUUACAUGGCCUUCCAGAGCAAUUUCUGUAUGGUACAGCAACAAAGCAUUUGACUUACAAUGACUUCAUUAACAAGGAGUUGAUUCUCUUCUCAAACUCAGACAAUGAGAGAUCCAUUCCAUCCCUGGUUGAUGGUUUUAAGCCAGGGCAGCGCAAAGUUUUGUUCACCUGCUUUAAGAGAAACGAUAAACGUGAGGUUAAAGUUGCUCAGCUGGCUGGUUCUGUUGCUGAAAUGUCAGCUUAUCAUCAUGGAGAGCAAGCAUUAAUGAUGACUAUUGUCAACUUGGCUCAGAACUUUGUUGGAAGUAACAAUGUUAAUCUGCUGCAGCCUAUCGGUCAGUUUGGUACCAGGCUUCAUGGCGGGAAGGAUGCUGCCAGCCCUCGUUAUAUUUUCACAAUGUUAAGCUCUUUAGCACGGCUGCUUUUUCCUGCAGUGGAUGACAACCUGCUUAAAUUCCUUUAUGAUGAUAACCAGCGUGUAGAACCAGAGUGGUAUAUUCCCAUCAUUCCCAUGGUUUUAGUAAAUGGUGCUGAGGGAAUUGGUACAGGAUGGGCGUGUAAACUUCCUAACUAUGAUACCAGAGAGAUUGUGAACAAUGUCAGACGAAUGCUGGAUGGCUUGGAUCCCCAUCCUAUGCUUCCAAACUACAAAAACUUUAAAGGAACUAUCCAGGAACUUGGUCAAAAUCAGUAUGCAGUUAGUGGUGAAAUAUUUGUGGUGGACAGGAAUACAGUAGAGAUUACAGAGCUUCCAGUGAGAACAUGGACCCAGGUAUACAAAGAACAAGUGCUAGAACCUAUGUUGAAUGGGACCGAAAAAACACCAGCAUUAAUUUCCGAUUACAAAGAGUACCACACUGAUACAACUGUGAAAUUUGUUGUGAAAAUGACGGAAGAAAAACUUGCUCAAGCAGAAGCUGCUGGAUUGCACAAAGUCUUUAAACUUCAAACAAGUCUUACUUGUAAUUCUAUGGUGCUAUUUGAUCAUAUGGGAUGUCUGAAGAAGUAUGAAACUGUGCAAGAUAUUCUGAAAGAAUUCUUUGAUUUACGAUUAAAUUACUAUAGUUUACGCAAAGAGUGGCUUGUAGGAAUGUUGGGGGCAGAAUCUACCAAGCUUAACAAUCAAGCUCGCUUCAUUCUAGAGAAGAUACAGGGGAAAAUUACCAUAGAGAAUAGGUCAAAGAGAGAUUUGAUUCAAAUGUUAGUCCAGAGAGGUUUUGAAUCUGACCCAGUGAAAGCCUGGAAGGAAGCGCAAGAAAAGGCAGCAGAAGAGGAAGAAACACAGAAUCUGAAUGAUGAUACCUCCUCUUCUUCAGGCUCUACCUCAGGCCCUGAUUUUAACUACAUCCUAAACAUGUCUCUGUGGUGUCUUACUAAGGAGAAAGUAGAAGAUCUAAUUAAACAGAGAGAUUCAAAGGGGAGAGAACUCACUGACCUCCGGAGGAAGUCUCCUUCAGAUCUCUGGAAAGAAGAUUUAGCAGCUUUCAUUGAAGAGCUUGAUAAAGUAGAAGCUCAAGAAAGAGAAGAUAUUUUGGCUGGCAUGGCUGGCAAACCAAUAAAGGGUAAAGUUGGUAAACCCAAGAUGAAGAAACUUCAGUUAGAAGAGACCAUGCCAUCCCCAUUUGGUAGAAGAAUAGUUCCACAGGUUACAUCUGCCAUGAAAGCUGAUGCUAGUAAGAAAUUGCUAAAGAAGAAGAAGGGUGAUCUUGAUUCUCUAGCAAUAAAAAUGGAAUUUGAUGAGGAAUUUGGCGUAACCCCGGCAGAGGGUGGUGGCGGCGAGGACUCACUGAAUACAUCUGUCUCAGUGUCUAAAACUCCUAAAACCAAGAGGGAGAAAAAGGAGCCUGGUACCAGGGUGAGAAGAACACCAUCUUCCACAAAAUCCACUGCAAAAAAAGUGAAGAAACGAAACCCUUGGUCAGAUGAUGAAUCCAAGUCUGAAAGUGAUUUAGAAGAAAAUGAACCUGUGAUUAUUCCAAGGGACUCUUUGCUUAGAAGAGCUGCAGCUGAAAGACCCAAGUAUACUUUUGAUUUCUCAGAAGAGGAAGAUGAUGCUGAUGACGAUGAUGCCAACAAUAAUAAUGAUUUAGAUGAACUGAAAGUAAAAGCAUCUCCGGUCAUAAAUGACCGAGAGGAUGAGUUUGUUCCAUCAGACAGUUUAGAUAAAGAUGAAUAUGACUUCUCUCCAGUCAAAUCAAAACCUUCACCAGAUAGAAAAACAUCUCACGACAAGAAGAAUCAAGAUUUUGGAAACCUGUUCUCAUUUCCAUCUUAUUCUCAGAAGACAGAUGAUGAUGCAACAAAAUUAGACAGUGAAUGAAGAGGAUUCUGCUCCAGUUUUCUCAUCUUCAUUUACCCUGAAACAAACAGAAAAAACUCAAAGGUAAAACAGUAGCUGCCUAAAAAAAGCAAAACCAGCUUCAGACAUACCGUCGAAACCUAAAAGAUCUCCCAAGCGGAAGAAGAUGGAAAUUAUAAACUCUGAUUCAGAUUCAGAAUUUGGCAUUCCAAAGAAGACUGCACCACCCAAAGGAAAGGGUAGAGGAUCAAAGAAAAGGAAAGCAUCUGGUUCUGAAAAUGAAGGUGAAUACAACCCUGGGAAGAAAACACCCAAGUCAGCCCCAAGCAAGAAAUCCAAGAAAGCCUCCUUUGACCAGGAUUCUGAUGUAGACAUCUUUCAGUCAGACUUUGCUUCUGAACCAGCAUCUAAGCCACGGAUGGGUCGGGCUAGAAAAGAAGUGAAAUAUUUUGCAGAGUCUGAUGAAGAUGAUGAUUUUACUAUGUUUAAUUAAGUGCCCAAAGAGCACACAAACAUUUUCCAACAAAUAUCUUGUGUUGUCCUUUUGUCCCUUCUGUCGCAGACUUUUGUACAUUUGACUUAUUUUAUGUGAUGAUGUAAUUGAUGGUUUUUAUUGUGUGUAGGCAUUUUAACAUUUUGUUCUUACACCUACAGUUUUAUGAUCUUUUUUACUCAUUGAAAUGUCAUGUAUUUGUCUGACUGGCUCGUAGAAAUGUUUUAGUCAGCUGUGCUAAAGCACAUAUUUUAAUUGUCAUGGUUGCAAACUGCAGACCUGCUUUUUGAAAUGAAGUUUAAACAUUAAAAAUGGAAAACUGUCA
Chelonia mydas (Green sea turtle) is the source of this 5884-nucleotide messenger RNA. It is a transcript of the gene TOP2B, whose product is annotated as DNA topoisomerase II beta. Gene Ontology annotation, cellular component: nucleus. Gene Ontology annotation, biological process: DNA topological change; sister chromatid segregation; resolution of meiotic recombination intermediates. The record is from RefSeq and is a predicted model, not a curated record. Bases 693 to 5087 code for a protein of 1464 amino acids. The transcript is spliced from 36 exons. NCBI's taxonomy places the organism in Eukaryota, Metazoa, Chordata, Testudines, Cheloniidae. Gene Ontology annotation, molecular function: DNA topoisomerase type II (double strand cut, ATP-hydrolyzing) activity; DNA binding; ATP binding.